AUUAUUUCGAACUAUGAGUCAAGGAGUCCAAAACAGUGGAGUCUUUUAUGUAUCCAAUAAGACCUCUCCAGCAAGUGAGCUUAUUUUUGAGGAAUACUUGAAAAAGUGAAUGACAAGGACAACAGCCGUACCUUUUAAGCCAGGUAAAUCAAAGAAGGCUCCAAGAAUGAAGCAUUCACCCUUUGGAGAUUACCCAAAAGAGAAGAUGCCGAAAAAGGACACUGAGAUUGAACCACCAGCUCCGAUUGAGAAUUUUGCAGCCUCAAUUGCUAUUAAAGGAAACAACAUUCUAAAGAAAGGAAGUGGACUUGGAGGAAAGACUAGUUCUAAGAUGAAUAAGAAGAAGCAAAUUCAAUCAUUUGCUCCAAAGGCUGGAGCUAUAAAGAAAAGAAAGAUUCCAAUCAGUGAGUUUAGAAAAUACUAUGACAGAGGUGACCUUCCCAUCUUCAUCGACCACAUGGGCUCUGGUAACAGAAUUGACUGGAAAGAAGACAUCGCCACAUUAGACUUACAUCACUACUUGCCAGUUUUCUUCGAAGGAAUCAGAGAACUCAACGAUCCUUACAGGUUCUUGGCCAUCCAGGGGACCUACGACAUCCUCGACAAAGCCGGAGGCAAAGUGUUGUCAGUGAUUCCUCAGCUGAUCAUCCCAAUCAAGACUGCGCUGAACACCAGAGACCCCAACAUCAUCGCAGUGACUCUGAAGAUCAUCCAGAAGUUGGUCUUGUGCUCUGAGUCGAUUGGAGAGGCUCUGGUUCCGUACUACAGACAGAUUUUGCCGAUCUUCAACUUGUUCAAGAAUUACAACAGCAACACCGGAGAUAAGAUUGAUUAUGGCCAGAGAAAGAAGAACAACCUUGGAGAACUUAUCCAAGACACUCUUGAGCUUCUAGAGACUUAUGGAGGAGAGGAUGCUUUCAUCAAUAUCAAGUAUAUGAUCCCCACCUAUGAAAGUUGCGUCCUCACAUAAUUCAUGGCUGGAAUAAAGAGCAAUCAAUUUGAAUAAAAACAGUGG
Molecule: messenger RNA, 1015 nt
Organism: Moneuplotes crassus
Lineage: Eukaryota; Ciliophora; Spirotrichea; Euplotida; Euplotidae
Source: the annotation of a GenBank genome assembly